Messenger RNA from Vicia faba (fava bean), 1302 nucleotides. The record is from the annotation of a GenBank genome assembly. Lineage: Eukaryota; Viridiplantae; Streptophyta; Magnoliopsida; Fabales; Fabaceae.
AUGAUGCUAAAUCCAAGGUAUGCCAUUCCCAAAUUCUCUCCUAAUCCUAUUCUAACUUCUUCUACAUUGUUUCUUUAUCGCUUCUUCAGUCAUUUGCAACGCCACUAUGGUAGAAAAAGUUCUGGGUUUCAUAAUGUAGAUGCUGCUGUUACUCGUUUCAAUUGCUUGAUUCGCGCACUUUCUCCGCCACCCACUUGUGAAUUUGACAAGGUUUUAGGAGCUAUUGUGAGGAUGGGUCAUUAUCCCACUGCAAUUUCUCUUUUUUCGCAGUUUCAACUUAGGGGAAUUUCACCUUCCAUUGCUACUUUCAGCAACUUGAUUAACUGUUUUUGUCAUCAAUCUCAUAUGGGUUUUGCUUUUUCGUUAUUGGGUACCAUUCUUAAGAGUGGCUAUGAACCUAACAUGGUGACUUUUAAUACAAUUAUUAAUGGUUUUUGUAUGAAUGGGAUGAUUUUUAAAGCUUUGAACUUUUACCAAGACCUAGUAGCCCAAUGGUAUCUUUUUGAUGAGUUUACUUAUGGGAUUUUAAUCAAUGGGUUGUGUAAAAAUGGGCAAACUAGAGCUGCGUUGCAUUUGAUACAAGAGAUGGAGGAACGGUCGGUUGAACCGAAUCUAGUAAUGUAUAGUGCAGUCAUUGAUGGACUAUGCAAAGAUGGACUUGUCACAGAUGCGCUUAGUUUGUGUUCUCGGAUGGCUGAUAAGGGAGUUUUACUUGAUGUUGUCACGUACAACUCUUUAAUUCGUGGUUGUUGCAGUCUGGGUCGAUGGCAAGAUGUAACCCAGUUACUAACGAGAAUGGUGCGGGAAAACGUUGAAAUGGAUGACUUUACAUUUAACAUAUUGAUUGAUGCACUAUGUAAAGAAGGAAGGAUCUUAGAAGCACAAGGUGUGUUUGUUAUGAUGAUGAAAAGAGGCGAGAAACCAGAUAUUAUUACUUACAAUGCUCUGAUGGAUGGGUAUUGUUUGAGAAAACUAUUACCGAGGCUAAAGAACUAUUCAAUAGGAUGGUCAAAAGAGGCUUGGAACCUGAUGUAUUUAAUUAUAAUGUCAGCUUCCACUUAUAAACAAUAUGAUACCAGUACCACUGAACUUAUUGCUGAUUUUGAGGUGUCAGAAGGAAUAUAUUCACGUGCUUCUAUAGAAGAAACUGAUUCUGUGUGUUUAUGGCUGGGAGCAAAUGUUAUGUUGGAAUAUUCAUUAGAAGAGGCUACUGCUCUCCUACAGAAAAAUCUGGAUAAUGCUACUGCUCUCCUGCUAGGACCAAACGACAAUUACUCAGAUGAUGUGGGCUCUAGAAUAUGA